Messenger RNA from Penicillium chermesinum, 1755 nucleotides. RefSeq names its product putative MYND domain protein. Gene Ontology annotation, molecular function: protein binding. The transcript has a single exon. Lineage: Eukaryota; Fungi; Ascomycota; Eurotiomycetes; Eurotiales; Aspergillaceae. Bases 1 to 1755 code for a protein of 584 amino acids. The record is from RefSeq and is a predicted model, not a curated record. Gene Ontology annotation, cellular component: nucleus.
AUGGCCGCUCAAUUAUUGCAAGGGCGCGCUGCAAAGACUUCACAGCUCUAUAAGGAUCCUCAUAACCCACACCUGUACCUCGACCGCGCCCGCCUCCAUGAGCAAUUGGGCUUCCCAGAUCUCGCGGCCGCCGACGCAUAUCGUGCUCUGUCCCUCCUCGAAUCCGUCGUAGACCCCGAAGGCUGCGAAUUCCACGCCAGACGCAGGGUAAAAGACCCCGUUGAAGGUGUCACGCCUCCUCAAACCCAGACUGGUGUACCGAUCGAGGGCGAACAACAAGAGGAGAAGGAGGAUGACGAUGACGACGGAACAGUUGGGGUAACAUUGGAAGAAUACAACAGCCUCAUCAGCGAGGUCUAUACAAUCCUAGUUCGCGGGCUAAUGCGCUGUGGCUGCUACCGAGAUGCGUAUGAGUUUGGCGUACGCGGAAUCGGACUGAUACGCCAAUUGGUCCACGAUACGGCGAAUAGCGCAGCACACGUUGCGCUAGAUGAGCAAAUGGAGCGUAUUAAAGAGAUCUACAAGUCACGCACAGCUGCCGAGGGGAAUAUCGAGUUAGAUGCUAUUGACUCGGCUCGUCUACCCGCCCAAGGCUCUGCUCGCCGCGUCCUAUACCCUUGGAACACUCAGGAACCCGAUCGCCGCUCGCCAGAAGAGUUGGAGUUCCUCAACAAAAGACUUGAGAAAGUAGCGCCAAAAUGCGAAGUCCGAGCUGUCGCUCUUCCUGCCCUACAUGACUCGACUGCUCCCGAGAAUGCAGAUGCAGAUACCGAGGUUUCAGUCCAACUGGGCCUUUUCGCGAAGGAAGACAUUGCAGCUGACGAGAUCAUCUUGCGGGAAACAUCUUUGCUUACUGCGACAAACCGCCUCCAUGACGAUCUCUGUGAUGCCUGCAAUGCGCCUCUCCCGGAGCUUUCUGCUGCUGAGCCGCCGGUUGCCUGCGAGGGCGGCUGUGCUGAUACGAUAUUCUGUAGUCAAGACUGCCACGAUACUGCGCAGCAAGUUUACCACGGGGCCAUCUGCGGCUUAGAAGACGGCCUUGAGUCUAUCGGAAAGGACAUCCCCGACCCAAAGGACAAAGCAGAUUACUUGUAUCUCCUUUUGUUGGGCCGGGCCCUUGCGAUGUCUGCUACGCAGGACGUACAUGCGCUAGAUCUGCCUGAAGUCAAGUAUAUCUGGGGCGAUUUCCACGAUUUUGACAUCGACGCCUUCGUCAAUGGCGGAGAUCAGACUAAAACCGAUGCGUCUGGUACGCCUCCGGACUUCUCCCUGCCCUUCUCGUUCCAGUUGAAUAUCCUCCAACCAACGCGUUUCCUCGAGGAAAUGGAGAUCGAUCCCUACGCCUCUCUCCCCCGGUACGACACCUGGGUUUUGAACACCCUGUAUGCGAAAUUCCGUGGCACGGCCUCUGGGCGGCUCUCGACUUGGGACGGUGGACCAGAGCUAUGUGCUGUUCACCCGCUGUGGUGCUUGGCGAACCAUUCUUGUGAUCCUAAUGUGCGCUGGGAGUGGGGUGGAGAGAUCACGUUCCGAGCGAGAACGAAUGAAGAGAAAGCUAUUUGGACUCGCACAUUACCCAACGGGCAAGUGGAGAGCAAGCCUGCCGGUGCCGGAGGAAUUAGAAAGGAUACGGAGAUUUUAAACCAUUAUUGUGAUAUAGGGUUGCCCGUGAAGGAGCGGAGAGAAUGGGCUUGUGGCGCUCUGGGGGGUAAUUGUCGUUGCGAUCGUUGCCAGUGGGAAGCUCUGGAGGUUUAG